CCAAGGAAAGCAAACUCAACACGCUUCUCUUUUAGUCUUUUUGAUUUUUUGAUUUACUCAACAACCAUCACCAUGAAGAUCUCCGUUUCUCUUAUUGUCAUGAUGAUGAUUGGCCUCGUCGCCAUGCCUUGCGCUGCCAUGGGAAAACCAGUUGCGAUCGGUGGCGAAUCAAACCACACCGACGCCUUUGGAAAAGGAGGCGUGUCAUUUGGUGGCAUCUCCGGCGCCGUUGGCGUUGUUGUUGAUCGCAGUGAUCCGAUCAUCAAACACCUUGUUGGAGAGGUGACCGUGAACGGGCGCCCUGUCGAUGAAGAGUUUCUUCAUGACAUCGCCAUGAUGCGAGGCAUUCUAGAUGUCUGUCAGACUACUGCCGAUUCGUUGGACCCUGUCUACGAGUGCGUGCUCCGUGUAUCCGGAAACCUGAUGGAAGGCAAGGACGCAAUGGAGCGACUCGUGAUUGCCUCAAAGAUGCUCGUAGCAGAGUAUGAAGUAGCCAUGCAAAACGACGAAGCCAAGACUAAAUCUACAGUGCUCCAGACUCUGCUACAGUACAAGAAGUCGAAAGUAUCGGAUGCCCUGUACGAGACCACGUCCAGCAAGCUUUGCGCUCUCAAGUGCAAUGUGAAAUUUUCCGAGCAUUUCAAAAAGCUACUUGAUUCUCGUCUAGCUCUCUACCUUGGGACAAUCCCUCUCCUUCCGUGUGAUUGGCAGCUCGUGGACCAGUUCAAGGCGACCACCAAUCGCUUGGGCGACAACCACGAGGCCACCAUGGAGCGAGUCUAUGGACUAAUUGACUCGGCAGAGAAGCAGGUACAAGAAGGCUACGAAGCGGCUAUAGAAGCUUUGGAACGCCGUGUCCAGGAGGGAAAAGCGUAUGGAGAACAGCUGAAGCAAAAGAUCAAGAUUCUCGAGCAGCUGGAGGGAUGCCUGAAAGGAGAGAGUUCUUGUUAUGUCGAUGCCGCGGACGUUUUGGAAGUGUUCGACGAUGAGCCAGGUAAAGCCGAGUCCUAUCUCCAAGCCUUCGAGGAGGCUCGUACUGAAUCGUCGGAGCAAUCCAUGGAUUAGGAGUGUCUCUACAGAGCACGAUGCCCGGCCUGUCCUGAGCCCUUUUGGAUGUCAUAUCAAGGAAGCUACUCCUCUCCUGGGCGCUGCCAGUUUGCAGACUGGAUUGAAUUACUUAUAGUUGGCUGCUUGCCAAUGUGGAUGCAGCACUCUAAUAAUGUAGUCCUCUGAACGUGUAUU
Seminavis robusta is the source of this 1242-nucleotide messenger RNA. NCBI's taxonomy places the organism in Eukaryota, Bacillariophyta, Bacillariophyceae, Naviculales, Naviculaceae. The record is from the annotation of a GenBank genome assembly.